AAAGAUACUUUCCUGUUUGGACGGCGUUGGUCGGAACUAUGACGACUCCGCGCACCCGCAAACCUCUUCAAAAAGAAUAUCCUUCCGCCACCUCUACUAAAACUCGUGUAGAUACCGAUGCUAUUAUAACACCCCACCGUUCUAAAUCUGCUCGCCCCUUAGCCAGUGAAUUGAGUCAAACUCCUGGCUCUCGCUCUCGACCUUUGAUAGAGAAAACGAACACAGCUGACUCUGGAAAGAAGAAUGACUCUAGGAAAAGACGGUCUUCGAGGGGAAAGUUUACACUUGCUGAUGAAUUGUCUUUAGCCGAGGAAAGAAGCGAUGCCAAAAGACGGAAGACGUAUGCUCUAGGAGCUGAGGACGAAAAUGAAGAAGACAAUCUACACGCCAGUCAUUUUAAUCUUGAUCUAUUAAGAGAGAAGACGAUAGAACAACAGGAGGCUCUCGAUCACAAAAAGCAGGAAAUUAUAAAAUAUACUAAGAUGAUUGAGUCAUUACAGGCUGAGAAAGAAAAGCUUACUAUUGCAGUAAAAAGGAUUAAACAAGAAUUUGAUAAGAUGAAAUACAGGGCGUCAGCAUAUAAAGACGGCCUCCAGGGACAUAUGUACAACGAUAAUGCAUCCUCCAUUACUCAAUUGUUAAAGGCUGUGGAGAAGUGUUGCGGGAGUUCAGUGAGGGAUUUGUUGAUAGAAGAAAAGAUUCCAAUUGAGAAAGUUGAAACAGUAUAUGAUUGGCUAGAGGAAAAGGGAUUCUUAAACGAAUAUAUGCUCAGUGAAUUUCGAGUGGCUGAAUGCGUGACAACAAUGGAUUUGAGCCAUACGUUUAACAACAUAGUGAAAGAAAACGAACUUACUCUUCGCAUGACUCAGCCCAGCUACACACUGUAUGAUCUUGAGAAUCGAAACCGUUAUAGUGCAGCUGCGGUAGUGUCAGUGCUUGCUCGACCCAACAGCUUUUCUGAUUUACGGGUUUUGCGGCUCAGUGGAGCGUUAAUUGAUGCCCGAUACCUGAGUGUCUUGAGAGAUUUGGUAUCAUUGGAGGAAUUAUACAUUGAUCGGACUGGAAUGAUAGACGAAGGAAUGGCACAUUUAGUCAUUCUUAAGAAGUCGCUGAAAGUACUGGACAUAUCAAAGAAUCAAUUUAUUACCGAUCGUUCUUUCGAUAAUUUGAUAUAUUUGAGUGAGCUUGAGGUAUUACAUCUGGAUGAGACAGGAGUGACGUUAGAUGGACUGCGAAAGUUCGUGAGAGAUUCCUACAGUCAGAACCUAACUCAGUUGACUAUUCAUCGUGAUUUGAGAAGUGCAUUGCGGAGACGGGGGGAAUUGUAUUGCAUUCCAUCACAGCCUAAUAUGAUUGAAGACCCAGAAAUAACCUUUAAUAUGAGCAUUUAUCAGUUACGUAGACAGCUUUCAUUCCACGCGAAAAUCAAUUCCAAGAUAUUGAUGGUUGGGACACGGGAGCAACUGGCCAAACAAUUGCACGACAUAUUAGAACGAAGAAAUCAAGAUAAUCAUAUUUGGACACUCUGUGGCGGUCGUUGA
Molecule: messenger RNA, 1541 nt
Organism: Paraglomus occultum
Lineage: Eukaryota; Fungi; Glomeromycota; Glomeromycetes; Paraglomerales; Paraglomeraceae
Source: the annotation of a GenBank genome assembly